Molecule: messenger RNA, 1742 nt
Organism: Schizophyllum commune H4-8
Lineage: Eukaryota; Fungi; Basidiomycota; Agaricomycetes; Agaricales; Schizophyllaceae
Exons: 17
Coding region: 74-1588 (504 amino acids)
Biological process (GO): lactate metabolic process
Molecular function (GO): heme binding; L-lactate dehydrogenase (cytochrome) activity
Source: RefSeq, a predicted model, not a curated record
CGCCGCCACGGAGGCGUGGAUAUCUUUUCUUCCCGCCGUCCACGUCGUCCGCACCCCCUUGUCACGAACAGCCAUGGCCAAGGUCCUCUCCGGCAAAGACGUCGCCGCCCACAACAAGCGCGACGACUGCUGGAUCAUCAUCCACGGCAAGGCUUACGACGUCACGGACUUCCUCGAUGACCACCCGGGCGGCAGCAAGAUCAUUCUCAAGUAUGCCGGCAAGGACGCGACGGCGGAGUAUGACCCCAUUCACCCCCCGAACACCAUAGAGGCGAAUCUCCCUCCUGAGAAGCAUCUCGGACCUGUGGACCUCAACACCGUAGAGAAGGUGGAGGUCGUGAUCACAGACAGGGAGAAGGAGAGAUUAGAGCGCUUCAAUGCCCGUCCCCUGCUCGAUAACAUCCUGAAUCUUCAUGACUUCGAGGCCAUCGCGAAGCAGGUCAUGCCUGAGAAGGCAUGGGCAUACUACUCCUCCGCUGCGGAUGAUGAAAUCACGAAUCGUGAAAACCACGCCGCAUACCAUCGGGUGUGGUUCCGCCCACGGAUACUGCGGGACGUUACGAAUGUCGACUGGUCGACGACUAUCCUGGGGCACAAGACCAGUAUGCCGAUCUACAUCUCGGCUACUGCGUUGGGCAAGCUCGGGCACCCCGAUGGCGAGCUGAACCUCACGCGUGCAGCUGCCAAGCACGGUAUCAUCCAGAUGAUACCUACUCUCGCGUCAUGCUCGUUUGACGAGAUUGUUGACGCGGCUGCGCCGGGUCAAGUACAGUUCUUCCAGCUAUACGUGAACAAGGACCGCAACAUCACCAAGCGGAUCGUACAACACGCAGAGAAGCGCGGCAUCAAGGCACUCUUCAUUACCGUCGACGCGCCCCAGCUCGGUCGAAGAGAGAAGGACAUGCGUAUGAAGUUCGACGCCGAGGACCCGAAGGUGGUCACCGAAGGCGAGAAGGUCGACCGAUCGCAGGGCGCUGCGAGAGCGAUUAGCACCUUCAUCGACCCCGGCCUCAGCUGGGCGGACAUCCCCUGGUUCAAGAGCAUCACCAAGAUGCCCCUCAUCCUCAAGGGCGUUCAAUGCUGGGAGGACGCGCUCAUGGCCUACGAUGCCGGCCUCGCCGGCGUCGUUCUCUCCAACCACGGCGGCCGGCAGCUCGACUUCUCGCGCUCGGGCCUCGAAGUGCUCGUCGAGGUCGUGGAUAACUUGACGGCGAAGCGCGGGCUGAAGUUUCCGAACGAGAAGUUCCAGCUGUUUGUGGACGGUGGGGUGCGGCGGGCGACGGAUGUGAUUAAGGCGAUUGCGCUGGGGGCGAAUGCGGUCGGCGUCGGCCGUCCGUUCAUCUAUGCGUUCUCGACGUAUGGCGCGGAGGGCGUGGAUAAGGCGAUCAAUAUUCUUCACGACGAAUUCGCCAUGAACCUCCGCCUCCUCGGCGCCCCGACCAUCAAGGACAUCGUCCCCGAGAUGGUCGACGCGCACAACAUCCACUCGCACGUCGUCGCCGUCCCAGGCGACCGGCUGUACGACGCCAACUACGAGAGCAUGCAGCACGCGAAGCUGCAGGACGUGAAGGCGAAGUCGAAGUUGUGAGCGUGGACAGAGGAGAGGGGAGGACAUCUAUCUAGUACACGUUUGGAUAUCGUGACGACUAUCCGGAGUAUAUAUGCAUCUAGGGGCAUGGAUAGAUCAGCGAAUAUUGGCGACAAGUGCCGGAGUCAGAUCGAACUAUGGGUGUAUGUGGGCG